Molecule: messenger RNA, 2513 nt
Organism: Vitrella brassicaformis
Lineage: Eukaryota; Vitrellaceae
Source: the annotation of a GenBank genome assembly
GAAGAAAUGAGCACGGCACGCGUGGAAGCACCUCCAUCGCAGCCUUCAUCUUCGACCGAGCCUGCUCCAGUGCGCGUGGAGAUGCUGGACAGCCAACCGCGUACGACCAAGGAGGAGCGGAAGCAUCGCCGGGAGUUUUUGCUGCUGCAGGCGUGUUUUAUCGUGCUUGGCAUAGGUUACCUGUUCCCCUUCAGCGCCCUAUUCCAAGCCUACGGUGAGCCUCGAGCACAAGCAGACGUAGGCACUCAUUGCAACGGUGGUGCGUGUGUGGUGCUGCAGACUACUGGCGAUGGCUGUUUGAGCAGAACAUUGAAUUUGAUCUCAAUCUGGUGGGCAGCGAAAGGAAACCAUGACGAGCUCACCGAUCUGUGCUGAGAAAGGCUCGUGUUUGUGUUGUGUUCAUUAGAUGUUUUGGCUGGUCAACAUUUUGUCGCUGUCGAGUGUGGUGCUCUUCUUCUCUCACUCCAGCAUCACCAAACGCAUCCUUGUCGGCUUUGUGGGACAGUUCAUCUGUGAGCUGCGCCUGAAGUGACGAGCUAAUGGAUGCUCACAUGAGCCCUUCCCUGUUUGCUGUGCAGGCAUUUCUUUGCUGCCUUUCACUGCCCUCCUAAAGCCGGCUGGCCAUCCGGCGGGCAACGCUCUCCUGGCCCUGCUUCUUACUCUUACCGGUGUGCUGUCGUUCAUGACCGCAUUACUUGACUCAGCCAUCCUGGCCUUCGGCGCUCAGUUCUCCCAGGACAUACAGCAGGCAUUGCAGGUAGGGACAAGACACGCAGCAGAGACGGUGCUCGACUCGAUCAUCGAUGGCCCACUGUGUCAUUCAUGUUUCCUUAAUUGUCAGGUGGGUGUUGGCGUGUCGACUCUCAUCGGUGCCAUCUAUCGAGACGUCACCAAGGCGUGCUUCUCGCGAGAUGAGGGGCUGGUCGCGUCAACCAUCCUCAACUUCGCCAUCGGAAGCGCCACUCUGAUGGGGUGCACGGCGCUGUUUGUGGCUCUGAUUCGGUCGGACCUGUACCACAAACAUCAGCUGAGAAACAGACGGAAGAGAAAGGUGGACGAGGAGGGGGGCGACCGCAUCGACGCCAUCAUCCCUAUUAACGGCAGCUCCGUCCAUACCGAUAGCACCUCGUCCACAAACUUCUCGCUGGAUGUGACGCCAUCUAGUGAGUCUGAGGUGCGUUGGCAGACGCGAACAGCCACCACUCCCUCCCUUGUAUGUCACUGUCUCGUCUUGCUGUGUACAGAGCGGCCUGAGCGCAUCACUGCUUGAGAACUCCGACCAGCCGUAUUUCGCGUUCUCUCGUCAGUCCCAGCGGAGCACGUCAUCUGGCGAGGAGACGGGUACAGCCCGCCGGGCGGACAGCACCGACAGCUGGAGCGGCCCGCAGCCGCCAAAGGCAUCCAUCGCCAUGAAAGUGGGGCCGCACCUGUGUGUGCUGAUGCUGAUCUUCGUCGUAUCGUUCGGUCUCUUCCCUGCACUGGUGGGCUGCGUCCACAUGUUUGUAUUCAUCCUGAUUGUGCGGCUGGUUCUUCAUGUGUGUUUGUGGGUUUCGUUCAUCAGAUCACAACGAUUCCUGCAUACAGCACGCUGCUCAAACCUCUCAAUAAGAGCCAGUGGUACGCAUGUCCCACACGAGAUGCCAUAGCGGCCGCCCAUCUGCGUGUGCGCCCCUGUGUGUGUGCAGGUAUCAGCUGCUGCAGCUGACGUGGUUUGCCGUCUGCGACACAAUCGGUCGGUUCCUGUGUCACAUUCGGUUUGGCCUGACCCUCAAGACGAUGCCAAUCGUCGUGUUGGCUCGGUUCGCCCUCUACCCCCUCAUGAUUGCGCUCGCCACUGGUCGGCUGGCGAGCGACCUAUUGACCACUUUGUCGGUGGCCAUUUUGGGCUUUACGAACGGACAUACCACCUCGCUGAUCAUUAUUCUGGUGCGGCAAGUGGGAGGGCAGGGCACAUGCGUGGCAUAGAUGUGCGUGAAUGAAUGGAUGGAUGUGUGACGCAGAUAACGGAGUUUUGCUCUCCCAAGGAGCGGCAGUAUGCGGCCACCCUGCAGGUACUUUCUGUCUGCCGCACACAUGCCACCGACCGAUUGAGCCAUCAUCAGCUCUUUCGUCAGCUCUUUCGUUUCUUGCCUGUCUUUGGUUGUUGCCUUGCAGAGUUUUUCUUUGAAUGCUGGUCUGUUGGGUGGGUCUGUCGUCGGUUUUGUUGUGGCAGGACUGACGGGCAUCGCGAACUGACCACUUUUUGCCUGCUCGUGCUGCUGCGCUAGUCGCACACAGAAGAUGUCUUUGUUCGUUUGUUUGUUUGCUAGUGGAGGGGGGGGAAGGGACCAGCUAUUGCUGUUGGUAGUGGUAGUGUGUUUGCAGGGUGUGCACCGCCUUUUGUCGAAUUGUGGAUAGGCGUGACGAUGGAAGCGGAAUUUGACUUUCACGACCCCCCCAAAAGCACCAGCUGGGGGAGUGCUCUACGGUACUUCGUGUGUUCGCCCGAUCGGUUCUUCCGGGGUUGCCAAUCG